Molecule: messenger RNA, 4863 nt
Organism: Morone saxatilis (striped sea-bass)
Lineage: Eukaryota; Metazoa; Chordata; Actinopteri; Moronidae
Product: protein Aster-B-like
Exons: 20
Coding region: 1-2217 (738 amino acids)
Biological process (GO): intracellular sterol transport
Cellular component (GO): plasma membrane; endoplasmic reticulum membrane; endoplasmic reticulum-plasma membrane contact site
Molecular function (GO): sterol transfer activity; sterol binding
Source: RefSeq, a predicted model, not a curated record
AUGGCAACUCUGAUGUCCAAGGAUGUACGAAAGGGGGUCACAGAUGUAGGCACGCUGACAAAACUGCUGAAACACCUACAGCCAUGCGAAGACGACUCAACCCUGGUUGCAGAGAUUAAGAGGGUGAUGGCCAAUGACCUCUCCACACGCUACAGAGGCACCCAAGAUGCUCUCAACAUAGUUCUGGUGCUCAGAGCAGAUCGGUGUCGUCCCCCAAUCAUGAGGUGGUUCGCCCGCUACUCCUGCCAGGUGUCGAAAAAAAGUCAGAGCUGGUACAAUGUAUUGAGUCCCACCUACAAGCAGCGGAAUGAGGACUUCAGGAAGCUUUUCAAGCAGCUGCCUGACACUGAGCGCCUCAUUGUGGACUAUUCCUGUGCCCUGCAGCGGGACAUCCUCCUGCAGGGACGCCUCUACCUUUCAGAGAACUGGAUUUGUUUCUACAGUAACAUAUUCCGAUGGGAAACCCUGCUGAUGGUUCGAUUGAAGGACAUCUGCUCCAUGACCAAGGAAAAGACAGCCCGCCUCAUUCCCAACGCAAUCCAGCUGUGCACUGACAAUGAGAAGCACUUUUUGACCUCAUUUGGGGCGAGGGACCGGACGUACAUGAUGAUGUUCAGACUGUGGCAGAAUGCUCUCCUGGAGAAGCCUUUAUGUCCGAAAGAGCUGUGGCACUUUGUCCACCAGUGUUAUGGUAACGAACUUGGCCUGACCAGUGAUGAUGAGGACUAUGUCCCUCCUGAUGAGGACUUCAACACCAUGGGGUACUAUGAAGAACUGCCCGUUGAGGAAAACAACGAGCACAACGACACCAGCAACACCGCCAAGAACACUGAAGCCAAGCCAGAUGUCAGCCCCCUCCUGCCCCACAAAGUCUUCCCUAACAACGUCACGCUGGAGCUACCCAGCGCCGAUUCUUCAGUCCCUCAGUAUGACCUGCCCCCUGUUGAGGAUGUACCCAGCCCUCUCCCUGAUGCAGACCUCCUGACACUCCCCAUGCCUGAGAACCGCAGCAGCCAGCCGAGCAGCCACACCCCUUCACCGUCACUGGACCUCAACGACAACGAGGACUUGCCCACUGAGCUCAGCGACUCAUGCGAGACGCACAACGAAGGCGAGGUGCAGGCCUUCCACGAGGACCUGAGUGGCAGGCAAUACAUCAACGGGGUGUACAAGUUUGGUGUGGACAAGAUGUAUGACUUACUAUUCACUGAGUCUGAGUUCAUGAGAGACUUCCGGGCGCAGAGGAGGUUCUCAGAUGUGGUGUAUCACCCAUGGAGAAAAGAGCAGGAUGGUAACCAGACAAGAGAGAUCAUGUACACCAUCGCCCUGAAUAAUCCUCUCGCUCCUAAAACAGCUACAGUCACUGAGACACAGACUCUAUACAGGGCGAGCCAGGAGAAUGAGUGCUACAUUAUUGACGCGGAGGUCAUCGCCCAUGAUGUGCCCUACCACGAUUACUUCUACACUCUCAACCGCUACAUGCUCACCAGAGCGCCCAAGAACAAGUGUCGUCUUAGGGUGUCAACAGAGCUUCGUUACAGGAAGCAGCCAUGGGGGCUUGUGAAGGGCUUCAUUGAGAGGAACUUCUGGAGUGGCCUGGAUGAGUACUUUAGACACUUAGAGCUGGAGCUGAAUAAGUUGGAUGUGGUGUUGGGGGAACCUCACAGACACUCACCAAAGACCAAAGCUCUGAGGGCAGGCACCAGCCGGAGGAGGAAACAGACACUGAGAACGCCGGGGAACAUGGACGAGUGCUUGAGCCCCGUCACCACACCUGAGGAUGAGGAGGACAUCGGGUGCAUCAAACUUGUGGCAGGUUCCACACAGACCAGACAUGUACCCGAUGCUCCAGGAGGCUUUGCACUUUACAGCUUCUCCAAACUGCUGCUUCUUAUCAGCCUUGUCCUGAUACUGCUGGUGGUUCUCAACGUAAUGUUGUUCUACAAGCUGUGGAUGCUGGAAUACACCACACAGAGUCUGACUGCAUCGCAUGGACUGAGACCACAAGAAGGAACUCCUCAGACCCAGCUGGAAUGGGUACAGCUCAUGGAUUCCCAGCAGCGUUACCAUGACGAUGAGCUCCAGAAGUGGAAAGAGAUAAUCAAAUCAUCAGUGCUGCUGCUUGAUAAGCUCAGAGAGUCCCUUCUCAACCUUCAUAAAAGCAUUGGCGUCAGGGACCACAAUGAGUCAGAAAAAAGAAGAAAUCAGUAUUACUGAUCCAUAAUCUCAAGGCAUGAAUACACAAUGUGCAAUAUUCAGCAUACAUUUUUUGAGCCUGUGGAGAGAACGUAGCAGCGUUUGGAGUUCAGUCAGAGCUUUUCAGAAAAAGAACCCUGAACCUCAAGUGACUUCCCUAAACUGCAGUAGGUGAGAGAGUGCACUACCACACCACAGUGUGUCCUGCAGAGACUACAUCAUUUGCAGGACGUGUCUGUAGCUUUAUGUCCGUCUCGUUCAUCCACAUUCCUCCUCUCCAAAGCCCAGUGACCCAAAGCAUGAUGCUUCUUCUAGCUUCUGAUAUUUUUCCAAGUGAAAAUCCAUAUUGAAAUUAUAUGCACAUUCACUUUCAGACGUGCAAAAAUACACAUAUUUUCUUUCCCUUCAAGGAGCUCUAGCAGCUGCUGUAGUACUUAGUUUUUUUACCUUUAGAACUAGGAAACAGACAGACACUGUAAUAAAUCCACAGUUUGCAGUAUUUUAAGUUCAUCAAGUUUGCCCAGCAGAAAUAUUAGGAAUUGAAGUGUAACAGCAUACAUGUGUGGGUGUGUGUGAAUGUGUGUGAGUGUGUGUGUGUGUGAGACAGAGAGUGUUUUUCAGACGUAUUUGGCAGAUCAGGGCUGGCUUCCCUGAGACCUUAUGCCAGACUUUUGUGAUUCUACAUUGUAUGUUUAUGUUGUCUGCGACAUAAAAUGUUCUGAACUGUAGCUGCAGCGCUGCUCUGCAGGUUUGAUUUACUGUUAUGUUGAUAUGGAGAUUUUGAUUUGCAAGCAGAGAGAAUGUAUGGAAAGGAAAACAAGAGUGCUUCAUUCAAAGUGGAACGGCUCCAGGUUUUCUAAUGAGUUGCCAAGGGAAUAAAGAAAUGUUCUGUUCACAGCCGACCAUUAUGUCAUUCCAGUGUUUUAGUGAUUUACCACACACACAUCUCACUGCUUAAUCACUGCCAAGGACCUAAUGUCAAUAACGUUACCCUAUUUUGAAAUCCUUUUUAAGCCAUUUCUGUGCAUCAAUUCAUGUGUGACUGUCAUGUAUAUAUACUGUGGGCCAACAGUUCAGCCAUAAAGUAGGCUAAAUGUCAAAUGCAGUGACAUUAAAUAUGUGCUAGCUUUCUGCUCUGGUACUGUAGGAUCUUUAAAUCACUCAUGUUCUUUGGUUUGAUGUUACCAAAUUUUGUCAGAGCUAGUCUGCCAGAGAUAAUCUCACUGGUUUGAGCUGGAGCUCAGUGGGCAGAGACAGAGAGCCACAGUUCAUUAGAGUACAGGUUACAGUAGUUAAAAGGCAGCCUCAAAGAGAAAAACAAGUUGCUUAAAGUAAAAGAAAAGACACUGACUUCAUGCUAAUGGUAUUCAUUAGCUGGCAUGGUCAACGACUAGCUCAGUGAGUCAGACAUGAUUCUGUCACAUUUGUGGUGAAUAUACAUCCUAGAGAUUAUAAGUAGUACGGUCUAGGAUGUGAAAAGUGUCCUGAGAAAACUUUUGUUAUCAAUUUGCGCUAUACAAAUAAAAUUGAAUUGAAAUUGAAUUGAGACAACCAGUUGAAAUGUUGGUUACUCGAAGCUGCAGUAGGUCAUUUUUAUAAAAAUAUUUUUAUCAUAUUGGCUGAAACUUUCUCUAUAUCCUGACAGUAGUACAUAAAACAGAUAAUCUGUGAAAAUUGAAAAUCAGGUUCCUCUGGCUCCUCCUAGUGCUCCUAAUGGAAUUUUCAUUAAAAUCCACCGGGCCUAAAUGAAAACAAUAAAUCAGAGCCAAGAAAGCUAGCUAAUUGUUAAGGCUCAUUCCCAGGGAGUCAAACAGAGACGCUUUGGGAUCCUAGGAAUGAGCGCUUCCAGGGAGUUUGUUAAAUCAGAGUAGUUUGAUCAACUCUGAAUAUGUAAAAUAAUAAACCCUCACAUUAAAAACAGCCAUCAACAAAGGAGCUCCAAUACUACAAUUCACCAUGGCAAUGACUAAAAGGGCAGAGCGUGAGUGGAGCUAGAAAUGCCAGGACAUCACAUACUGCACUGCCUUCCUAUCUGAGUGCAUAGCUAGCUUAAUGCUGAGAAAACAGCACUGAAAAUGUCCUUGUUAAAAUGGAUAGAAAGCACCAAAAGAAUUUAGUUAAUAGUAUAUGGUUAGGGUUCUGUUGUGGGUAGGGGGUCUGUUGAUCACACUUGACUGAACUGUAAAAAUCCUGUAAUGCCAUGUAAAGCCAAACUAUUGAAAUGUGUGACAAAUGUUGAAAUUUUAAACAAAAUCGAGUGGAAAACAUCUUGUAACAUUGACGUUUUGGUGAGUUGUAAUCUGAAACUACACCGCUAGAUGCCACUGAAUCCUACACACUGGACCUUUAAGUAAGCUGAUGUUCGUUUACAGUAUGAGUAUUUUGUGUCUGAAAUAUGGUGAAUUGCUGUUAAAAAAAUGUUAUUUAUAUUUAUUUUAAUACUGUAAUAGAGAAGAAACCAGAAAGCCACAUCUACAAAAGAACACAAUUCUGAACACAAUCAGCCCUGUUAAAGGCCUGACAAGUGGGACACCAACUGUGUUCAAAAUAAAUAAUGUGGGCGCCUGGUUAGCUCACCUGGUUGAGCUGGUGACCAUGUACCUAGUCCUUGCUGCAGUGGCCCAGGGUUUGAAUCCGACCUGUGGGGCUUUUGUUUGGCAGAAUAUU